Molecule: messenger RNA, 402 nt
Organism: Talaromyces marneffei
Lineage: Eukaryota; Fungi; Ascomycota; Eurotiomycetes; Eurotiales; Trichocomaceae
Exons: 7
Coding region: 1-402 (133 amino acids)
Source: RefSeq, a predicted model, not a curated record
AUGGCGUUCUGUAUUACCUUCGGAACCUACGACAUCCAAUCGCGACUUGAGGGAUACGAAAAUGUUCGAGCCCAUUGUCAAAACUGCGGAAACUGGGAUGGACAUUGCGAAACGAGAUGGCCGUUUUUCACAAUCUGUUUUAUUCCUGUAAUCCCAUUAUCGACACACAAGUACAGGGAAGUACGAUGUUACCGAUGCGGAUUCACUCAAGACCUAAGCAUACGACCUGAUAUCACGCCCACAACACAACCUCCGCCUGGGAUGUCAUGGGGUCCGGCCUAUGGGCCUCCACAACAACCGCAAUAUGCAUAUCAAGGAGGACAACAACCCCCAGCUGGAUAUCAGAGUGGUCCGCCUGUGGCGUCAGGAGGGAAUCAGGAUGCUGGGCAUGUAUACAAGUAA